Hippocampus comes (tiger tail seahorse) is the source of this 2421-nucleotide messenger RNA. RefSeq names its product solute carrier family 35 member A3b (gene slc35a3b). The transcript has 10 exons. Lineage: Eukaryota; Metazoa; Chordata; Actinopteri; Syngnathiformes; Syngnathidae. The coding region runs from base 209 to 1354 and encodes 381 amino acids. Gene Ontology annotation, biological process: pyrimidine nucleotide-sugar transmembrane transport. Gene Ontology annotation, cellular component: Golgi membrane. The record is from RefSeq and is a predicted model, not a curated record. Gene Ontology annotation, molecular function: pyrimidine nucleotide-sugar transmembrane transporter activity.
CUCAAACUUUUCUUGGCGUCCACCACAAAGCACAGUGGGACGACGAGCAGCAACAAGCAAAGGAUGUUGGGUGCUGCAACUUUUAAAGCUACAUCUUGUCGAAGAGAAGAGGACAUCACCACUCUCCAGUGAAUGAGCGUCCCCAGAGUCUUUCCCACACUCAUUCCUCCUCCAGCAGGGUAGCUCUCGCACCAGACGAAUCUGCGUCAUGUUACACCAAAAUCCAACGUUGAAACAGGUUUAUGCCAUGAAAGACAACAGGAAAAUCGACCUGGUUCUUUCAACCAUCGCCACAAGUCGAGUUUUACCUGUUUCACAGCAUGGAGAAUCUCCCAAGGGAGAGUCUCCCGUCAUGAUGUCCUCCACGCAUUCUAGGAGGAUGAAGUAUAUGUUUCUGGGGGUUCUCGUGUUGCAGACCACCUCACUGGUGCUCAUCAUGCGCUACUCCCGCACUCUGACGGGAGAUGGCUCCCGCUACCUCACCUCGUCCGCCGUCGUGUCCGCUGAGGUCAUCAAGAUCAUCAUUUGCACCCUUCUGGUCUUGAUGGAAAAGAAUUUCAGUGUGCGGGCCAUGAACCAGCUCUUGACGGAGGAGAUUUUGAGUAAGCCUCUGGAGACCAUGAAGCUGGCCAUCCCUGCAGGGAUCUACACACUGCAGAACAAUCUACUCUAUGUUGCUUUAUCCAACCUGGACGCAACCACCUAUCAGGUCACGUACCAGUUGAAGAUUUUGACCACAGCGCUGUUCUCCGUCUCCAUGUUGGGCAAGAGGCUGGUUUCCAAUCAAUGGCUGUCCCUUCUCCUCCUCUUGGCUGGUGUUACUUUAGUGCAGUGGCCCACGGCAUCUGUCGGCGAUUCCGAAGAAAAAGUUCUCUCCGCCAGCUUCCAGUUUGUAGGUCUGAUGGCUGUGCUGACGGCAUGCAUUUUCAGUGGCUUUGCUGGAGUUUACUUUGAGAAAAUUCUCAAGGAGGCGAAACAGAGUUUGUGGGUUCGUAACGUACAACUGGGUUUGUUCGGGUUUGUGUUCAGUACACUCGGAAUGAUGGUGUAUGACGGCGAGCGAGUGGCACAGUCUGGAAUGUUUCAAGGCUACAACAAGAUCACUUGCACAGUGGUUGUCUUGCAGGCUUUGGGAGGCUUGGUGGUAGCUUUGGUCAUGAAAUAUGCCGACAACAUUCUGAAAGGGUUCGCCACCUCUCUGUCCAUCAUCGUGUCCAUGCUGAUCUCAUAUUUUCUGUUGGGAGACUUCAACCCGACCGGGAUGUUUUUCUCAGGGGCAGCAUUGGUUAUUGCAGCCACAUUUUUGUACGGCUAUGAGCACAAACCUGCCAGCGGCAGCGCUGAAAAAGUAUAAAGGAGAGAAGACCCACUGCCAGCAAAACGCAAACGGAGCAGGACUCUGUGGAUUGCGAUGAAGUGAAAAAAGAAAAAAACUGUUACUGACAAUCUGCAAUGACUCUGAACAGAUAUGCCCCUGCAUCACUGCAACUUUGCCCAAAGAAUGAAAAAAAAAAACAGUUGUUGCACAUCCAUACACACAUUGUGAAAUCAAGACAACGCUAUAAUGAAGUAAUGUGGUAGCCUAUAGAGACAACAGGACUUGCCUGGAUAUUUCAAUUUUAUCACAGAAUCUCGAAAAAUCUUGACUAAGCUUCAUUCCAGUGGAGGAAUGACAAAGAAAAAUACUUGUGAAAGAUCCAGGUGAAAAAAAGAGUUUUGAGACAAAAGCUAUCACAUAUUGCGGUGUUACUAAUUUCCAAAUGAAUGUUCUUGUGUUGGAACAAAUGAUUUCAAGAGCUCGUAAAGUGAAUUCAGAUAUUUAUUUCUCCACUGUAAAGAACUGCCGGCAUUUUUUUUUUUUGCAUGGCUAUCCAUCCAUCCAUUUUCUGAAAAAAAAAAGGGCCUCUUACCUGGAUGCCACAAUCUAGAGACCAGCUUGAUGUGUUUAAUUAAAUUAUAAGAGUGUGUUUGCGCCAUUGUCUACUGUUGUGGGAUGAAACCGAGCCAACUCCCGGACAAUCGUAGUGGCAUCCCUCAUUUGCAUUAAAAUCCGGGCAGUCAGCGUGCAUGCCGUUCUUGAGGGCUUGACAUUGCGGAAGCAGAAAUAGACUUGGGGUGGUCCGUGCAUGUCAUCUGGGCGUGCAAAGUGCGUUAAUACAGGUGAGCUGCAAGAUCUUCCCUUGCGGAUGAUGUCGUCGGUCACACAAUUGAACACCGCCUUUCACUCAUGACUGUGUGUCCUUGUGCUUCGACUUGGUGGACUAUAUAGGCAUAAGGAAAACGCUCGAUGCACGAACGUAUUUGAUCUGAGAGUUGAGAGAGUGGCUUGAUUUUGCACGAUUCUGAAGGCUCGUUCCAUUUACUUACUGCAUUUAUUUAUUUUUUUUUAUUGAUUAAAAUGUUACAGGCUUGCUGACAACA